Messenger RNA from Bufo gargarizans (Asiatic toad), 1353 nucleotides. Its product is annotated as SH3 domain-containing protein C23A1.17-like. The record is from RefSeq and is a predicted model, not a curated record. The coding region runs from base 1 to 1353 and encodes 450 amino acids. Gene Ontology annotation, molecular function: ATP binding. The transcript has 2 exons. NCBI's taxonomy places the organism in Eukaryota, Metazoa, Chordata, Amphibia, Anura, Bufonidae.
AUGAUCCAUGUAACACAGUCUGCUCCACCAGUAGAUGUAACACAGUCUGCUCCACCAGUAGAUGUAACACAGUCUGCUCCACCAGUAGAUGUAACACAGUCUCCUCCACCAGUAGAUGUAACACAGUCUGCUCCACCAGUAGAUGUAACACAGUCUCCUCCACCAGUAGAUGUAACACAGUCUCCUCCACCAGUAGAUGUAACACAGUCUGCUCCACCAGUAGAUGUAACACAGUCUGCUCCACCAGUAGAUAUAACACAGUCUGCUCCACCAGUAGAUGCAACACAGUCUGCUCCACCAGUAGAUGCAACACAGUCUGCUCCACCAGUAGAUGUAACACAAUCUGCUCCACCAGUAGAUGUAACACAGUCUGCUCCACCAGUAGAUAUAACACAGUCUGCUCCACCAGUAGAUGCAACACAGUCUGCUCCACCAGUAGAUGUAACACAAUCUGCUCCACCAGUAGAUGUAACACAGUCUGCUCCACCAGUAGAUGUAACACAGUCUGCUCCACCAGUAGAUAUAACACAGUCUGCUCCACCAGUAGAUGUAACACAGUCUGCUCCACCAGUAGAUGUAACACAGUCUGCUCCACCAGUAGAUGUAACACAGUCUGCUCCACCAGUAGAUGCAACACAGUCUGCUCCACCAGUAGAUGCAACACAGUCUGCUCCACCAGUAGAUGUAACACAAUCUGCUCCACCAGUAGAUGUAACACAGUCUGCUCCACCAGUAGAUGUAACACAGUCUGCUCCACCAGUAGAUAUAACACAGUCUGCUCCACCAGUAGAUGCAACACAGUCUGCUCCACCAGUAGAUAUAACACAGUCUGCUCCACCAGUAGAUGUAACACAGUCUGCUCCACCAGUAGAUGUAACACAGUCUGCUCCACCAGUAGAUGUAACACAGUCUGCUCCACCAGUAGUUAUAACACAGUCUCCUCCACCAGUAGAUGUAACACAGUCUGCUCCACCAGUAGAUGUAACACAAUCUGCUCCACCAGUAGAUGUAACACAGUCUGCUCCACCAGUAGAUGUAACACAGUCUGCUCCACCAGUAGAUGUAACACAGUCUGCUCCACCAGUAGAUAUAACACAGUCUGCUUCACCAGUAGAUAUAACACAGUCUGCUCCACCAGUAGAUGUAACACAGUCUGCUCCACCAGUAGAUGUAACACAAUCUGCUCCACCAGUAGAUGUAACACAAUCUGCUCCACCAGUAGAUGUAACACAGUCUGCUCCACCAGUAGAUAUAACACAGUCUGCUCCACCAGUAGAUGUAACACAGUCUGCUUCACCAGUACAUACACCUCAUGCUGUACUAAAGUCCUCUCAUGAUGUAUACAAGGUGUAA